AUGAAGCAUAAAGUAAAACGCGAUAUUAUAAAAUGCAAAAAAAAAUUAGAAAACUCAAUAAAAGCCUUAGAAGAAAAAAUUUUAAGACUUGAAACAGAGUAUCACCAAAACUGUAACCUUAAUGGAGGAAAUUUAAUGAAAGGAUGGGACAACUACAUAAGAAAAACAUCAUUAGAGCCCUUAUGUUUUAGAACUUUUAGAGAUGAUUAUAAUGAUUUCUAUAUAGAAAGAAUGUUAUCCUUAACAUCAAGUACUUCUCCAGCUACGGAGUUAUUUCAGAAUGAAAAUACAAAACAAGAGCAACAUAAAUUGUAA
Plasmodium malariae is the source of this 315-nucleotide messenger RNA. RefSeq names its product histone acetyltransferase subunit NuA4, putative. The coding region runs from base 1 to 315 and encodes 104 amino acids. The transcript has a single exon. Gene Ontology annotation, cellular component: histone acetyltransferase complex. NCBI's taxonomy places the organism in Eukaryota, Apicomplexa, Aconoidasida, Haemosporida, Plasmodiidae. The record is from RefSeq and is a predicted model, not a curated record.